UCUCACAUACUAUCAUCCCAUGUUUUCCACAUUGUUUGUCAACAUCUAGGCAGUUUGGAUUUUAAAAGUCUGGAUCAGAUUUUGCGACAGCGUUUCACGGUGGCUGAUGAAGUUCUUUUGGAAGUGCUUACUGACUUCGACAAGUUCGUCGUCGUUGAAGGUAAGGAGAAAAGGGAAUCUUUCCAGCUGAGUCACGACAGUAUAAUCGUCGCUAAAACAUCCCUGCGAGUUUGUCAAACACUACCUGGGAAAUGUGCUGGAUGCCAGAAUUUGCACCUUUGCAGAUAUUUUGUGUGCGGUUACUGCAGGUUCGGGGCGAAAUGUAAAAACUCUCAUGGCUUUGAUUCGCCUCAUAACACGCUUAUACUAAGAAGACUGGGACUUCAGAAUCUUGGUAACUCAGAACUUUUCCAGCUGUUGCUACAGAAUGAUCCUUCUAUACUACCAGAAGUUUGCUCUCACUAUAAUAAAGGGAAUGGCGAACAUGGAAGUUGUAAAUAUGAGACAUCCUGCACCAACCUGCACCUCUGCCAGCACUUCUUACAGGAUAAUUGUAAAUUUGGAGCUGCUUGCAAACGGGCUCAUUCAUUUGAUGCAAAUGCUAUGAAAAUGCUGAAUGGCAGAGGAAUCAGUGCAGAAAACAUCACCAACGUCUGCAAGAUUUACAAAAACAGAUUUCUGAUUUCUUCUUACAAGGAGAAAAUGGCUAUUUUGCCUUGUGUGGAAAGAAAACCUAUUCCCAGUACAGUAGCUGGAGAAAAUUCAGGGCAAACACCCAUCAGGCCAGUGAGUAAAAGUGACCCAAAGGAGAUCUGCCUUUUCUUCAUUCGCAAAGAAUGCAGUUUUAAAGACAAGUGUAUCCGUGUUCAUUACCAUCUGCCUUAUAAAUGGCAAGUUCUAGAUAAGAAUGAACAGACAUGGAAAGACUUGCAAAAUGUAGAGGAGAUAGAGAGAGCAUUCUGUAACCCAGCUAACGAGAUAAGUCCAGGGCCUCAGCAGGUCGACUUCAAUACUAUGAUGUGUGGAGCAGCACCAGUUCGUCGUCUGUCGACAGCUUCCUCUGUUACCAAACCUCCUAAUUUUAUCCUGACCACCGAGUGGCUCUGGUACUGGAAGAAUGAAAAAGGAGGCUGGACUGAAUAUGGACAAGGGGUGGAUACGAAGCAUGCAACACCUUUCAGUUCUCAAGAACUGGAAAAUAUUUACCAAUCUAACCCGCACAGUGAGGUUUCUGUCACUUCUGAGAAGCACACAUACAUACUCUACAUGAAAGAUAUGUAUCAACAAAAUAUUCACUACAAAACCAAAAGAGAUAUUCAGAGAAGGCCUCGAUUUGUCUCUGCUUCAGAGGUCGACAGCAAAAUCAAAAGUGAAAGCUCCAGCUCGUCUGUGCUGGUUCCUGCACACUGGGAUAGAGGUGCCCUGCCCAGCUACUCCUACAAGCUGGUUCCAUUGCCUAGGACAGACAAUGAAUUCCUAAGGAUAGAGAAAUUGUUUAAAGAGACUAUGCCCCACUACACUGUUAAGAGCAUUCAGAGAAAUCAGAACAGUUCUCUGUGGAAGGUCUUCCAGUGGCAGAAAGAGCAGAUGAAAGCGAGGAAUGGAGGGCAAGAGGUGAAUGAGCGUCUCUUGUUCCAUGGAACUGAACAGUCUCUAAUAGAUGCCAUCUGUGAGCAUAACUUUGACUGGAGAAUUUGUGGGAUUCAUGGCACAGUGUAUGGCAAAGGAAGUUAUUUUGCAAGAGAUGCCUCAUACUCAGACCAUUAUUCUCAGGGUGAAAACAGCUGCAAAAGAAUGUUUGUUGCACGGGUUCUGGUGGGUCACUACACCCACGGACAAAGAGACUUUGUUCGUCCUCCUAAAAUAUCAGCUAAUGGAUUUUAUGACAGUUGUGUUGACAAUGAAACCAACCCCAGCAUUUUUGUCAUUUUUGAGAAGUAUCAGAUCUACCCAGAAUUCAUCAUUGAGUAUGCUCCUGUGGAGUCUAAAUGUCUCAUUUCAUGAGUGUGGGUAUUUAUGCUCUUACCACCAGACAUUUUAUUUAUUGUGCUUGGUUCAAAAUUUGUAUUACAUUGUCUUAAGAAGGCAGAUAAUAAGGAGCAUAAAUUUUUCAUUGUUUUAUGUAAAAAAUAAAUGGAUAAAUGGAAGGAAAUAGUCAGGUAGUUCUGUUAAGAGGCUACUUGAAACAAUUUUUCCUGAAAAAUCAGGAACUGAGGAGAAACGAAAACCAUUUAUAUCUUCUAUGUAUCUGCCUUAUGAUAUAACUUAUGUUAAUCAUAAAUUGAUGUAAAUUAUGUAGUUUAAAUAUUGUCUUAAUAAUCCCUACCAUUAUCCGUUAGCUAUUCUACUUCAGAAACAUUAAAAUAUUUUUUUUUUUUUUAAGUAUUUCACUUGUCUGCAAUAAGUGAUAAGUGAUUAUCGGGAUUAUGCUAAUAACAUCCUCUAAUGAGCAAGACAUAUUAUGAACACAUAAUUCAGUAGUGGAGCAGGAAUCUUAGACACUAAACCUCAGAUAUCUUUUACGCAUGUAGGUGGUGCAAUUAUCCGUUAGCUGCCAUUGUCCGUUAGCUAUUCUACUUCAGAAACAUUAAAAAAAUGUUUUUAAGUAUUUUACUUAACUGCAAUAAAACGUAAGGUGAUUAAA
Molecule: messenger RNA, 2644 nt
Organism: Electrophorus electricus (electric eel)
Lineage: Eukaryota; Metazoa; Chordata; Actinopteri; Gymnotiformes; Gymnotidae
Product: protein mono-ADP-ribosyltransferase PARP12-like
Cellular component (GO): nucleus
Molecular function (GO): metal ion binding; NAD+ poly-ADP-ribosyltransferase activity
Source: RefSeq, a predicted model, not a curated record